This is a messenger RNA of Loxodonta africana (African savanna elephant), 16504 nucleotides long. Its product is annotated as zinc finger protein 14-like. NCBI's taxonomy places the organism in Eukaryota, Metazoa, Chordata, Mammalia, Proboscidea, Elephantidae. Gene Ontology annotation, molecular function: DNA-binding transcription factor activity, RNA polymerase II-specific; RNA polymerase II transcription regulatory region sequence-specific DNA binding. Gene Ontology annotation, biological process: regulation of transcription by RNA polymerase II. The coding region runs from base 2899 to 4446 and encodes 515 amino acids. The transcript is spliced from 4 exons. The record is from RefSeq and is a predicted model, not a curated record. Gene Ontology annotation, cellular component: nucleus.
UAGCCCUGCGUCUGUCGGUGAAUUAAUAGGUAAGAUCUUGUACAUCGUGGGCACGCACAAGCGAGGUGGACACCGUCAGUAUCAGCUUCAGCUGGAAGUUUGUGAGAAAUACAAAGUCACAAGCCUAGCGAAACCCAGGAUAGUUAGCAUGACGCUAAAUGCCCUGCCCCCACCUCCCCCAGUUUGUCCGGCACCAUGCUUCAUUGCUUUUCUGGUCCUCGCAGGCAAGGACAUUUGUUAAGUUAUUGGUGGUUAUUAAAAAAGUAAGAUUACUGUGAAGCAUAUUCUCUACUUUUAUGGUGGUAGUCAUUAACAUGAAUUAUGGAACGUGGAUUGGAACUAGUACUUCCAUUUCAGGAGGAAACGACUUAGGAAGAGGCACAUUUCCAGGACUGUAAGGAAUUUUGUUCAUGAUUGUGUGAGAAACAGUAUGGCCAACAUAAUGUGGCAGAACAAGUUUAAUACAGGUGAUGAGCGACUUUCCGAUAUAACUUGAAUACGUCCUAAGUCAGGGACUGACUGUAUACAUACAUACAUAUUUGUUUUAUAUAUAUACAUAAUGCAUAUAUAAAAUAUGUUAUAAUCUGUGUAUUCGAUUAUUCCGUGCGUGACCCCAAUUAUCAGUGUCAUAAGCUAGAACAGAAAAAAACAAGACAUGAUGCAUACUCCUAGAUAUUACAGUAUUAAAAGGAAGACAAUUUUAAGUAAAUAAUGAAAAAGCAGGGACAUCUAAUAGGUUAUACUGCUUUAAAAGAAACAGUAAGGUUCAUAGAAGUUGUUCCAUUUAGCUGCAUACAUGGAUGAGCAAGACUGAAGGUAUAUGGGAGGAGUGGGGGUUGAAAGAGUAUUUCAGGUGGGAAGAGUGAACAUGCCCUGAGGCAGUAGAGAAUCCAGUAUCAUCCAUUCCUUGAGGAAAGUCGGAGGUGAUUGAAGCAGAGAAAGGGGAGGAGUGGUGUGAGCUAGACUGAAUGAAGGGAUGACAGCAGAUGGUUCUGAACCAGGCCAGCUACUCUGGGUUUUUUCAAAGGCCAAGAGUAGACUUCACUGAUGAGCAUUACACAGGCAUGGGGCGUGAAUAUGUUAAUGAUGUAAAGCAGGGCACUCCAGUUCUCGUACUGCAAAUAGAUUUUGGAAGUGACAGCCAGAAAGGAAUGAAAUCAGGCAGGGACGAGUUAUGAACAAGUUAGGGAAGACUCUGGGGUGGCCUCAAUGUGGAGCAUGGUUUUGGGUCAGUAAGUGAAUUGAAUGAUAUAACGUAAGAUGAUUCAAAGGGCACCAGUUGGCAGGUAGAGUAACUAAUGCUUCUCAAAGUUGGAUGUGGAUAACCAGGGAUCUUGUUAAAAUGUAGAUUUUGAUUCAGCAGGCCUGGCAUGGAGGCCUGAGAUUCUAUACAGGUACUCCUCGACUUACAACAUGUUUGAGCUAGUAUGAACUGCACUUAAAACCAUCCUUUUCGAUUUGUAUAUCUUGUCAUUAGUAAUAUGUACUACAUCCAGUGUUGUUCCACAUUAAUUUGGUGAUGUUAUUCUCAGAUGUUCACUCACAUGUUUAUAAGUAAUGUUUCUAACCUCCAAAGACAAAUAUCAGAUUUAUAAAGAUACUGAUAGUAAAAGGCAAUGAUAAUGAAAACUUUAAAAAAAAAACAAGGUAUUCAACUUGUGUCAGAACCAACUUAAGACGGAGUCAGGGAAUGGAACCCCGCAGUAAGCAGGGGUCUGCCUGUAUACCUAACAAGCUCCCAAUUUUUGCUGAAAAUAAUAAGUAUAGAAAUAAGAAUGUAUAUUAAAACUAGAGAGUACUAUUAAACAAUAAAAGAAAGAAUAAUGCUUAAAGGGGAAACAGUGGUAUAAAGACUUUGCCAGAGAGAACAUUCACACUGAGUUCAAGAAAUAAAAGAAUAGGAGUCAGCAGGAUGAGGAAUUGUGGUAGAAAGAAACAAACAGGCAGGAGACUGCUACUUAGAGAAAACUAAAUGAUUUUGUGGUCGAUUGGUUGAUGGCUGAAUUAUAAGAUUGAUAGAGAAAGUGUUGAGGAACCCCACCAGAUUUCUGAAAAGGUUGGGGAUUGGUGCCAGGGCCUCAAAAUGAAGGGGAAGAAGGGGAAGAAGAAAAAAAAAUCCUUGAGACAGAAAAAAUGUUAGUAGGAAAAUUAAGGAUCACAUUUUACUAUCAUAAAAAUGAAAACAAAAAACAAGAUUUUAACUGCAUAUAAUAAAAAAUCAAGAAAACAUAAUGGAUUCUUUGACCAAACUUGAAAAAUAUGUUCUCCCUGAAAAUUCACCCAUGUUAAUGUCAAAUAUAAAUAUCUAUGUUGAUACACAAGGGACAAAGUACCCAGGCAAACCCACAGCCUCAACGUUGGGCCUCUGACACCAUGCAGGAAAUCACGUUCAAGGUUUCCAGCAUGGAUGGGCCUGGGUGUUUCUCUGUUCCAGGAUAAAGAAAUUGCCCCAUCUGUGAUCUUGUUGCCUGAAUGAAGAAGCCUGUGGAGCUGGAUGAAGAAUGUAAAUACCCUCAACAUACAACAAUGCCUUGAGCCUGGAAGGAAAUCCUACCUUGAGCCUGGAAGGAAAUCCUGCCCACGGAUAGAGCUGAAGGCCAAGAACCUGUCACCCCCUCCUUAUUCAACACUGUCCCCCCACCCCCAGUCUUCUUCCGUUUUAGGUCCCAGGUGUGGCACAGGGAGAACUGGCCAAGCCUAGGCAGCUGGGGAACCUAUCUUGCACAUCCAUAAAUCACAAAUAAGAAUUUCAACUGUUGACUGGCCAUUUGGACCAGACAUUACUUACUGCCUUCAGACGGCCGAGUGGCACUGCUUUCACUUCCAUCCCUCUUACCUUAACUGGAUUCUUGGGCUCAGAGAGGACAUUCACCUAACUCCAGAAUCUGGAGCCAGGAAAUGGACUCAGUGGUGUUUGAGGAUGUGGCCGUGGACUUUACCCAGGAAGAGUGGGCUUUGCUGGAUUUUGCUCAGAGGAAACUCUACAGAGAUGUGAUGGUGGAAACCUUCAGGAACCUGGCCUCAAUUGUUUCUCAGCAGGGUAAUAAUGAACAUGUAUUGCAAUUCAUGAAGAAUGACUCCUGGUGUUCCAUGUUAGGAGAGAUCUGUGAAUUCCAUGGCAUUAAAGAUCAGCACAACAACCAGGGGAACCCUGUGAGAAGUCAUACGGUAGAAAUCCUCCAUGAAAGUAAAGAAGAUAAGAUAAAGAAAAGUAAAGAAGGUAAUCAGUGUGGAAAACCUUUCAGCCAGAUUGCAAAUCUUACCAGGCUCAAAAAAACUCUUGCUAGAGUAUAUUCUUCUGAAUGUCAUGGGUGUAAAAAAACCUUUGUGGAUCAUUCAUCAUUUAAUCAUCACAUCAGUUAUCACACUGGGUGCAAUACCUAUCAGUGUAAGGAAUGUGGAGUAGCCUGCAGUAGUUCCUCUUACCUAGGCACUCAUGUGAAAACUCUUACUGUAGAGAAGCUUUAUAAAUGUAAGGAAUGUGGGAUAGUCUAUAGUUGUUCCUCAUCCCUCGUUACACAUGCAAGAACUCACAGUAGAGAGAAGCCAUUUAAAUGUGAAGAAUUUAGAAAAGACUCAGUCCUCAUUAAACAUAAAAAAACUCAAAGUGGAAAAGCCUUUAGUUCUUCACUUAUUAGUAAACGUUUAAGAACUCACAGUCAAGAGAGGCCUUAUGAAUGUAAGGAAUGUGGGAAGGUCUUUAGUUGUUCCUCAUCCCUCCGGAAACAUAAAAGGACUCACAGUGGAGAGAGGCCUUAUAAAUGUAAGGAAUGUGGGAAAGCAUUUACUAGGUCUUCAAGCCUUAAUACACAUACAAGAACUCACAGUGGAGAGAGGCCUUAUAAAUGUAAGGAAUGUGGGAAAGCAUUUUUUUAUUCCUCAUCCUUCACUACACAUAUGAGAAUUCACAGUGGAGAGAAGCCUUAUGAAUGUAAGCAAUGUGGGAAGUCAUUUUGUGAUAUCUCACCCCUCAAUAGACAUAUAAAAACUCAUAGUGGAGAGAGGCCUUACGAGUGUAAGGAAUGUGGGAAAGCCUUUAACCGGUCCUCACAUCUCACUUUCCAUAUAAGAACUCACAGAGGAGAGAGGCCUUAUAAAUGUAAAGAAUGUAGGAAAGCCUUUAGUUGGCCCUCAGCCCUCACUACACAUAUAAGAACUCACAGUGGAGAGAGGCCUUAUGAAUGUAAGGAAUGUGGGAAAGCCUUUAGCCAGUCAUCAUCCCUCACUAAACAUGUAAGAACUCACAGUGGGGAGAGACCUUAUGAAUGUAAGGAAUGUGGGAAAGUCUUUAUUUCUUCUUCAUCCCUCACUAAACAUAAAAGAACUCACAAUGGAGUCAGGCCUUAUGAAUGUAAAGAAUGUAGGAAAGCCUUUAGUUGGCCCUCAGCUCUCACUAGGCAUAUACGAACCCACAGUGGAGAGAGGCCUUAUGAAUGUAAGGAAUGAGGGGACAUCUUUAUUUCUCUCUCCACCAUUUGAAAACGUGAGGAGCUACAACGGAGAGAAAUUAUAUAUAUAUAUAUAUAUAUAAUGCAUCUGACACAUCCUAUGAAUAUAAAAGCCAAGGGAAGCCUUCAGUGUCCGUCCUUCCUCUGGACAUCUGUGAUACCUCACACACUGGAGAGACUCAGCAACUGUAAACAAACAGCUGCUUCAGUUGUCAUGCAUGACUUUGGAUAAGUAUCAAAAUGUUAUUUUGGUUCUGUUAUGUAAAAAUUGUCUUUAUUACAAAAUCUCAUCACACCUUGAUGUCUUAAACUGUGUAUGGUGUUUUUUAUUAACUAUGUUUUUAAAUUUUUUAUAUUUUUUCAUAUUCUAAAGCAGUAUGUUCUCAAUAUAGUAACAUGUUAUCAGAAAAUUUUAAGGAAAAACAAAAAUCCCUCAGAAUUCCACCAGUGUCAUUAUUUUGGGUAUUUUCCUUUAGCCUUCUUUGUAUGCAAAGCAGUGCUUUCUUGGAGGAUCUGGAUUAUACAGUGUGUGUACUGCUUUACCGUAUAUUUGUUUCAUUGCUUUUCUUAUUUAUUCUCCACAACUAUUAUCCCUGGUUUACUAAUGAGGAAACUGCACAGAAAAUUUUAACCUAUAUCCCACCAUUUCACAAAAAUAUCCCUCUCAAAUGGUUUGUGAGCAGGAUUUUUGUUGAAGGAGGGCUCACAUUGAGGAUACGUAGAGAUGAUGGGCCUGCACAGACCCAAAACCUGACCUAGAGGCAGUGGAGCGUCUGUCCAGCACAGGCAUGAAACCUGUAUUUUGAAACAUUUCUGCUUUUGGUGAUUUUGUGGUUCCAGGAGAGUACAGAAGCCCAAGAGUUGAGGCUGCAGUUGUUGGACUGGGCUGCACAGGUAGCUGCUGCUUCACCUGGGCUGUGCACCUGCUGCAGGGCCUGGAGGCUUAUACAGAGCUCCUCUGCCCCAUGGUGCUCUAGGAUCUUCAUGACUUCUCGUGUAAGGGGCUUGGGAAAUGGAGGCUAUAGGUAGCAAAAGCUUUCAAAUUAAGCGUCCCAUUGGCCCAGCAAUUCCCCUUUGAGAAUCAUCCUGUGGAAAACCUUGGGCAUUGUAAUGAUGUACCUUCAUAAUAGUGCUAGAUUGUGGAAAUAGUGAAAGCGGGGAAAUGGUAUCAGUAUCCUACAGUAAGAAAGUUUUUAGAUAAAUACCUGGCUACAUGUCCCAGCAGAAACCUCGGUGGCAUAGUGAUUAAGACCUACGGCUGCUAACCAAAAGGUUGGCAGCUCAAAUGUACUAGGCGCUCCUUGGAAACCCUGUGGGGCAGUUCUGCUGUGUCCUAUAAGGUCGCUGUGAGUGGGAAUCAACUUGAUGGCAAUGCUCUGUUUUGUUUUUUACAUGUCCUGGUAUUGUACUGCCACUAAAUGAAUUUUUCAGGAAAAUUUACUCCACAGAAGAGGCAACCAUAGCUUAAUGAUUGAUAGGCAGGGUAUAAAAUAAUGUGUACAUAGGGUGGCAGAUUUAUUUAAAAUUAACAUGUACAGACAAAUCAGCCUGUAAAGAUCUGCCCCAAAGGUGAGAUUAAGUGAUUACUCUUUUUGUUUCUCCCUACCUUAAAAGUUUUCUGCAGCCAUUGUUCUUUACUUUUACAAUUUUUUAAAUUUAAAAAUAUUAAUUUGCUUUUGAAUUGUACAGUGGUAUGAGUUUUGACAAAUAUAGUAAGUUAUAUAACCAGUACCACAGUGAAAAUACCUAACAGCUCUUUCCUCCGAAAAAUUCCCUAACACUGCCACUUUUUUUGUCAUGAAUCCCUGGCAUCUGUCUCUGUACGUGUCAUGCUAUCUGUAGGUUCUAGAUUCUGGAUCUUGUCAAUUAGUAUAAUGAAUUUGAGAGUCACUCAUGAUGAUGGAUGUAUCUGCAGUUUGUUCCUUUUUACUGCUCUGUACUAUGUCAUUGUAUAUACAUACCGCACUUUGCAUAUUUAUCAGGCCGAGAAUAUUUGAGUUUCCUGUUUUUUGCCUUUUUAAAUAAAACUAGUAUGAACAUUCAUGCACAGGGUUUUAUGUGAACAUAAGCCUCCAUUUUUUCUCAUGUAUAUCCCUGUGAGUGGGAUUGCUGUGUCAUGGUAGGUGUAUGAUUGCCCUUAUAAGAAACUUCCAAUCUGUUUCUCAAAGGGGCUGUGCCAUUUUAUAUUCCACCAAAACAAAAAAACCAAACCAGUUGCUGUUAAGUCAAUUCCAACUCAUAGUGACCCUAUAGGACAGAGUAGAACUGCCUCAUAGAGUUUCCAAGCAGUACCUGGCAGAUUUCAACUGCCAACCUUUUGGUUAGCAGAUGUAGCUUUUAACCACUACACCACCAGGGUUUCCUGUAUUCCACCAGGAGUGUCUAAUUCCAGUUGCUACUGGCAUCUGUAGAGACUGUCUUUGAGAGCAACAUAGCAUACUUCUCUUUGCCUCUGGCUUUAGUGGGGAGAUAUGGGUUGGCAGCUAACCUGGCAGGUGAAGACAGCAUGUGGGAUGUAGCACCUGAAUUAGUCCACAGGCCCAAUUGUAUGGAGCUCAGGCUGUGCCACUACUGCCCAAAUUGAAAGGUGGAGAAACCUUGCAGUGUCAAAAUGCCGGGCCUGCAGGAAUCCUGCACUGAACAGCCCACACAGAGCUAGUGUGGGACUCACUGCCCUCUCCAGGAGCCUGGCAAGUGAUCACACUGGAACCGGAAAUGAAAGCUCCUUCUUCCUGCAGUGUCCUUCACUGUUCUGCAUACACUGAUACCUGGCAAAGGAGGAAUGUAAGGCCCUGUUCCAUUAUCACACAACAGGCAAAAAUGGGAUAUCUGCAGCAGAAGCUAUAAAGCAAUAACAAACAGUGGUCAAAGUGUGAAUAUUUACUUUAUUGGUUUUCUGUUGCUGAUAAACCAACACCUAGUAAUGCCUAGUAAGCUCUUGGUGGCCAACUUGCUCCCCCUCAGUGUAGGAGCUUAAAGUGUCUGCCUUGUGCCUCUGUGCCUCUCAUGCCAACUCUAAAUAUCUUCUCUGACAUCAAACAACUGCAGAUGUAACUGUUUUGACUCUAACCAACCGGAGCAAGAUCUGAUCUAACAAAUGAAUGGACACAGCUUUAGAAUGCCAAGUGUGCCCAAGAUUGCAGACACCAACCAAAAAUUUGGGGGCUCUUGGAAUCACCCAGACUUCUGACUAACCAGUUAAAAUUGCCCCAACCAACCAACCCUCCACCACCACCCCCCCUCCCGCCAGGUUCAAUAAUUUGCUAGAACAAAGCAGAACUAAGGAAGUACUCUACUUAUAGUUUUAAUAUAGCAAAAAGGAUACAAAUCAGGACCAGCAUAAAGCAGAGCCACACAUGGUGAGGUUUGGCAGGAUCAAAUGCUGAGUUCCCAUGUUCUAAGCAUGCCUUAUUCCUUUCCUGCCUCCUGUGCAUAUAUGUCUGUCACCAACCAGAAGUUCACCAGAACUUCACUGUCCAGAGUUUUUAUUGGGGUUACAUUAUGUAGGCAUGAUUGAAUCAUUGGUCAUAUGUUUUAACUCCAGCCCAGUCCCCUUUCUGAAGUUACGGUAGAGAUAGUGCUGAUAUCACGUGGUAGGUCUUUUGAGCCUCACACCCUGAAUCACCUCUUUGGACUAUGCUCUGUGGUGUGCUCUGGCAUCCUCUAAACAUCAGGGACAUUUCAAUCAUUCAGGAAAUCCUGGGUAUAAAGUAAUUUUUCACUACACAGGAUUGCUUUUCUCUUAAGGUGAAAAAUAUUGCUUACGACAUAUCAGUAAAAACCAGUUGCUACAAAAGAACAUCAUGUAUGGUAGUGGGUCAGAGAAAACAAGGGAAACCCUGAAUGAUAUGUAGUAAUGCAGUAACCACCGAAAUGGAUUCAAACAACAAUUAUGAAUAUGUUGCAGAGCUGCAAUAUUUUGUUAUAAAAAAGGUCACCAUGAGUCAGAGUUUACUUGAUGUCAACUAACGACAACAUGUGUCGUUAUCAGGCAGUGUUUUACAUGAAUUAAUUCAGUUACCAUUAACACCGUUAACCCCCAGCAAUCUCUAUAAGGGUGAUAACUUCUUACAGGAUUUUAUUUUAAAAUAAAAGGAAUGCUCAAGUUUAUCAUGGAUAAGCUCAGUGUAUUGCAAAGUAGUCAUGGGAAGGCACACAGAUAGGACCAUAAGACGUUCAUUUAGGAUCAGAGAAUGAGGAUAAAGUCCAAAAAAAAAAAGGUAUGUGUAUAUACAUACAUAUAUGUAGAUACUUAAGUGAUAUUCUGCACUCAAACUUACAAGUGUCCUUAUUGUAAAACCUGAUAAAGUACACAUUUGUUUCUUUAGAAUCUAGAUGACAUGGAGUGCCUUGUUAUUAAAAAAAAAAAAAGGGUGCUGUUUUAAGGUGAUACAGUCUCAAAAAAGAAAAAAGUCCAAUCUUUGAAGUCCACAUCCUUAGAUUUGAGGCAUUUACCUUUAAUGAGUGGUCUUGUGAGGGAGGCUUGACCACAGCUCAUGCUCAGCAGAGGUCCCUUGUAACUGGGGUCCAAGGUCAGCAGCUACAGGCAUAGUCUCAGUCUUUGUUUCUGAUUUGGUCUCAAGUCAGCUGAGUAAGAAAUUACACGUGUUCUGCCUCUGUCUUUUCUUUUCUCGUGUAGUGUCACGUCUGGAGUUUAUAUAAGUUUUUCUUAUUUGGAGUCACACAAUAAGGACCAGGUGAUGUAACCUUCAACGGAAUAGUCUGUUGCGUCUUCAAGUUCAUAUGUUAGGGAGGUUAUUUACGAUUUAGCUAUAUAGUAUGUUAUAUUUUCUUUUAUCACAGCAUACUGGUGCAAGGCCAUCUUAGGCUGUUCCCAACAUUUAUUUCUUGUUGUUAGGUGCCAUCAAGUCGGUUCCGACUCAUAGCGACCCUGUGCACAACAGAACGAAACACUGCCUGGUCCUGAGCCAUCGUUACAAUCGUUGUCAUGCUUGAGCUCAUUGUUGCAGCCACUGUGUCAGUCCACCUUGUUGAGGGUCUCCCUCUUGUCCGCUGACCCUGUACUCUGCCAAGCAUGAUGUCCUUCUCCAGGGACUGAUCCCUCCUGACAACCUGUCCAAAGUAUGUAAGACGCAGUCUCGCCAUCGUUGUUUCUAAGGAGAAUUCCUGUUGUACUUCUUCUAAGACAGAUUUCAUUCUUUUGGCAGUCCAUGGUAUAUUCAAUAUUCUUCGCCAACACCACAAUUCACAGGCGUCAGUUCUUCUUUGGUCUUCCUUAUUCACUGUCCAGCUUUCACAUGCAUAUGAUGCAACUGAAAAUACCAUGGCUUGGGUCAGGCCCACCUUCAUCUUCAAGGUGACAUCUUUGCUUUUCAACACUUUAGAGAGGUCCUCUGCAGCAGAUGUACCCAGUGCAAUGAGUCUUUUGAUUUCUUGACUGCUGCUUCCAUGGCUGUUGAUUGUGGAUCCAAGUAAAAUGAAAUCCUUGACAACUUCAAUCGUUUCUCUUUUUAUCAUGAUAUUGCUCAUUGGUCCAGUCAUGGGGAUUUUUGUUUUCUUCAUGUUGAGGUGCAAUCCAUACUGAAGGCUGUAGUCUUUGAUCUUCAUUAGUAAGUGCUUCAAGUCCUCUUCACUUUCAGCAAGCAAGGUUGUGUCAUCUGUGUAACGCAGCUUGUUAAUGAGUCUUCCUCCAGUCCUGAUGCCCUGUUCUUCAUACAGUCCAGCUUCUCGUAUUAUUUUCUCAGCAUACAAGUUGAAUAGGUAUCGUGAAAGAAUAUAAUCCUGAUGCACAUCUUUCCUGACUUGAAAUGAAUCAGUAUCCCUUGUUCUGUCCGAACAGCUGCCUCUUGAUCUAUGUAAAGGUUCCUCAUGAGCAGAAUUAAGUGUUCUGGAAUUCCCACUCUUUGCAGUGGUAUCCAUAAUUUGCUAUGAUCCACACAGUCAAAUGUCUUUGCAUAGUCCAUAAAACACAGAAGGUAAACAUCCUUCUAGUAUUCUCUGCUUUCAGCCAGGAUCCAUCUGACAUCAACAAUGAUAUCCCUGGUUCCACAUCCUCUUGUGAAACCGGCCUGAAUUUCUGGCAGUUCCUUGUCGAUAUACUGCUGCAGCUGCUUUUGAAUGAUCUUCAGCAAAAUUUUGCUUGCGUGUGAUAUUAAUGAUAUUGUUCUAUAAUUUCCACGUUUGGUUGGAUCGCCUUUCUUGGGAAUAGGCAUAAAUAUGGUCUUCCAGUCAGUUGGCCAGGAAACUGUCUCCCAUAUUUCUUGGCAUAGACAAGUGAGCACCCCCAGCACUGCAUCUGUUUGUUGAAACAUCUCAAUUGACAUUCCGUCAAUUCCUGGAGCCUUGUUUUUCGCCAAUGCCUUCAGAGCAGCUUGGACUUCUUCCUUCAGUACCAUCGGUUCCUGAUCAUAUGCCACCUCUUGAAAUGGUUGAACAUCAAGUAAUGCUUUUUGGUAUAAUGACUCUGUGUAUUCCUUCCAUCUUCUUUUGAUGCUUCCUGCAUCGUUUAAUAUUUUCCCCAUAGAAUCCUUCGCUAUCGCAACUCGAGGCUUAAAUUUUUUCUUCAGUUCUCUCAGCUUGAGAAAUGCCGAGCAUGUUCUUCCCUUUUGGUUUUCCAUCUCCAGCUCUUUGCACGUGUCAUUAUAAUACUUUACUUUGUCUUCUUAAGACGCCCUUUGAAAUCUUCUGUUCAAUUCUUUUACUUCAUCAAUUCUUCCUUUUGCUUUAGCUGCUCGACGUUCAAGAGCACGUUUCAGAGUCUCUGACAUCCAUCUUGGUCUUUUCUUUCUUUCCUGUCUUUUCAAUGACCUCUUGCUUUCUUCAUGUAUGAUGUCCUUGAUGUCAUUCCACAGCUCGUCUGGUCUUUGGUCACUAGUGUUCAAUGCACCAAAGCUAUUCUUCAGAUGGUCUCUAAAUUCAGGUGGGAUGUGCUCAAGGUCAUGUUUUGGCUCUCGUGGACUUGCUCUGCUUUUCUUCAGUUUCAGCUUGAACUUGCAUAUGAGUGAUUGAUGGUCUGUUCCACAGUUGGCCCCUGGCCUUGUUCUGACGGAUGAUAUGGAGCUUUUCCAUUGUCUCUUCCCACAGAUGUAGUCAAUUUGAUUUCUGUGUUUUCCAUCUGGUGAGGUCCACGUGUAUAGCCGCCGUUUAUGUUGGUGAAAGAAGGUAUUCACAAUGAAGAAGUCGUUGGUCUUGCAAAAUUCUAUCAUUCAAUAUCCAUCAUUGUUUCUAUCACCAAGGCCCCACGUGUCUGUCAGUUUGUCAUACUGUGGGGGCUUGCGUGUUGCUCUGAUGCUGGAAGCUAUGCCACCAGUAUUCAGAUACCAGCAGGGUCACCCAUGCAGGACAGAUUUCAGCUGAACUUCCAGAUUGAGACAGACUAGGAAGAAGGACCCGGCAGUCUACUUCUGAAAAGCAUUAUCCAGUGAAAACCUUAUGAAUAGCAGCGGAAUACUGUCUGAUAUAGUGCCGGAAGAUGAGCCCCCGAGGGUUGGAAGGCACUCAAAAGAUGACUGGGGAAGAGCUGCCUCCUUAAAGUAGAGUUGACCUUAACAACGUGGAUGGAGUAAAGCUUUCGGGACCUUCAUUUGCUGAUGUGGCACAACUCAAAAUGAGAAGAAACAGCUGCAAACAUCAAUUAAUAAUCGGAACCUGGAAAGUACGAAGUAUGAAUCUAGGAAAAUUGGAAAUCGUCAAAAAUUAAAUGGAACGCAUAAACAUCGGUAUCCUAGGCAUUAGUGAGCUGAAAUGGACUGGUAUUGGCCAUUUUGAAUUGGACAAUCAUAUAGUCUGCUAUGCUGAGAAUGACAACUUGAAGAGGAAUGGUGUUGCAUUCAUCGUGAAAAAGAACAUUUCAAGAUCUAUCCUGAAGUACAACGCUGUCAGUGAUAGGAUAACAUCCAUACAUCUACAAGGAAAACCAGUUAAUAAGAUUAUUAUUCAAAUUUAUGCAGCAACCACCAAAGAUGAAGAAAUAGAAGAUUUUUAUCAGCUGCUGCCAUCUGAAAUUGAUAGAACAUGCAAUCAAGAUGCAUUGAUAAUCUAUUUCUUAGUCUAUCCAAAUGUACUGUCUUAGUUACCUAGUGCUGCUAUAACAGAAACACCACAAGUGGAUGGUUUUAACAAAGAGAAAUUCAUUUCCUCACAGUAAAGUAGGCUAAAAAUCCAAAUUCAAGGUGUCAGCUCGAGGGAAUGGAGUUCUCUCUGUCAGCCUUCUCAUCAAUGUUCCCCUGGACUAGGAGCUCCUUCAUUCUGGGACCCUGGGUCCAAAAGAACACACUCUGCUCCCGGCACAGCUUUCUUAGUGGUAUGAAGUCCCCAACUUUCUGCUUGCUUCUCUUUUAUCUCAUAAGAGAUAAAAGGUGGUGCAGGCCACACCCCAGGGAAACUCCCUUGACCUUGAGUCAGGGAGGUGACCUAAGUAAGGGUGGUGUUACAAUCCCACCCUAAUCCUCUUAACAUAAAAUUAUAAUCACAAAAUGGAGGACAACCACACAAUACUGGGAUUCAUGGCCUAAUCACGUUGAUACACACAUUUUUGGGGGGACGUAAUUCAAUCCAUGACAUACACAUUGAGUGACUUAUGCGGUUUGAGAGCAUUAGAGAAGUAUACGUAAUACUUCUGUUGUCUCAUUUUAUAAGGAAAUUAAGUCUGAGAGGUUUCCAAAGUGAGUGACAACUAGAUCAAGAUUCAAACCAAGACCUAGAGUGAACCAAGCUUUCUUAGUGCUAAUUUUUGAACAUCCCCACCCCCGCCCCAAGUGUCUGGAGCUCUAGUCCCUCGGUGUAAAAGUGCCAGAAGUCAAGUCCUUGCCCUCAUGACUAGAGAUGGUGAACAAAUAUGACAAAUUAGUGGUGCAAAUAGCUAAACUCUGGACUACAAAAGACUGGCAGUUCAGAUCCACUCACAGGUGCCUCAGAAGUAAGGCCUGGCGAUCUGCUUCUGAAAGUUCACAGCCUCGAAAACCCUAUGGAGCGCAGUUCUACUCAGAACUACUGGAAAAUGGGUGUGGCCCGUACUGAUUUCCAUCAGUGGCUUGAUCAGGCUUUCUCAAUUUAUUAUCAUGGAUCAGGGCAGAUCAAAAUCCCCCUCUGGCCCUAGGCACUUUGCCUUGGCUCUCUUGCCAACAAUCCGAACUCCAGGAAAAGGUGGCAGGAUGGCAAGGACAAUGUCUUAGUUUCCUCAUGCUGCUGUAACUGAAAUACCGGAAGUGGGUGGUUUCAAAAAACUGAAAUUUAUUUUCUCAGAGUUUAGGAGGCUAGAAGUCCCAAUUCAGGGCACCAGCCUUAGGGGAAGGCUCCCUGUCCGCUCUGCAGGAAAAUCCUUCUCUCAGCUUCUCCAGGCCCGGCAUUCCUCACUUCUUUGGAGAUCUCCUUGUGGCAUCUUAUCAUUCCCCCAUUUGUGCUAGCUUGCCUCUGUGCUUAAUCUGCCCCUUUUAUAUCUCAAAAGUGAUUAGAAAUAAGACACUCUACACUGGUAUUGCAUCAUUAACAUAACAGUGAAAACCCUAUUUCCAAAUAGGAUUAGAUCCACAGGUAUAGGGGUUAGGAAUCCUGUGCAUAUUUUGGGGGGACACAUUUCAGUCCAUAAUACACAGACUAUUACUCAAACCUUAGCAGCAGCUACUUCGUUUUGGGACAUUAAAUAUGUGUUUGGUAUCUGUCAUACAACAGGGCAAUUUUGGAAAAAAUGGGGGAUUCUUGACUUCACUGGGAACUAGAAUAUCUCCUGGAAUAUUGAUAGCUGCUUUGCCAGAGGCUACGAGUGCCUGCUCAGACAUCAGGAAUUCCUUGUAGAGCUCACACAAGGCAGAAUGACAGAUCUUCUAAAGACAACGCUAUUGCUGACAGAGCUGCAAAGGCCACUGUCAAGUCAUGUCAGACUGCAAACUUAGAAGCCUACUUUCAGUACAACAGGAAAGUUUUGUUCAUUCCCAAACAUGUUCUUCUCGAAAGGAAAUGGACAAUUGGAGUUUUUUUUUUUUUCUCUCAUUCAUUCAACAAAUACAUACAUAUAUAUAACCCCAAAAACCCAAACUUCUUGCCCUUGAGUCGAUUUAGACUCAUAGCAACCCUAUAGGACAGAGUAGAACUGCCCGAUAGGGUUUCCAAGGAGCACCUGGUGGAUUUGAACUGCUGACCUUUUGGUUAACAACCAUAUAUAUAACCAUAUACAUUUCCUUUAAGUCCAGAACCAAGAAUUGAAACUGUAGUAACUGCUGGUAAUUUGUCUACUGCAGCAGACACAAUUCCAGACAAAACAAGCUUCCAAAAUUUCAUGUCACACAGCGUAGGAAGCCUUAAGUGGCCACUUUUAUCCUGAAUACAUGACCCGUCAAUAAAUGUUAAAUCUGCAGUAUGAACAGGAAUAGAACCUUUCAUCUGCAAAAUAGGCUGACUCUGUCAUGGAUUGAAUUGUAUCCCCCCAAAAUAUGUACAUCAAUUUGGCUAGGCCAUGAUUCCCAGCUUUGUGUGAUUGUCCACCAUUUUGUCAUCUGAUGUGAUUUUCCUGUGAGUUGUAAAUCCUACCUCUAUGAUGUUAAUGAGGUGCGAUAGGCGGCAGUUAUGUUAAUGAGGCAAGCCUCAAUCUACAAGAUUGGAUUGUGUCUUGAGCCAAUCUCUUUUGAGAUAUAAAAGAAGCGAGCAGAAAGACAGGGGGACCUCAUACCGUUAAGAAAGCAGUGCCCGGAGCAGAGCGAGUCCUUUCGACUGGAGGUUCCCGUGCUGAGAAAUUCCCAGACCAAGGGAAGAUUGAUGACAAGAACCUUCCUCCAGAGCUGACAGAGAAAGACUUCCCCUGGAGCUGAUGUCUUGAAUUUGGACUUCUAGCCUACAGACUGAAAAAAUAAAUUUCUCUUUGUUAAAGCCAUCCACUUGUGGUAUUUCUGUUACAGCAGCACUCAAUGACCAAGUCAGACUCCUAGAAUAAUAUUCUGUAACCUUCAGUUAACAGAUGCCCUCAAUAUUUUACCUCAGUUUGACAAUUGCAAUUUGAUUAUGAUUCUGCUUUAUGACCCUGUGAAGCAAGGAAUUGUAAUAAAGCCAAAGCAUAAAUUUUACAUUCACCUUUAGUUUGGGAGGCUACCAGCAAUCAUUUACAUGUUUAAUAAUUAGACAUCACUCUACUGAGACAGUUUCCUCUAGGUUUUCCUCUAAAUGACCAGAGAAAAUAGUACCAAAAAAACCAACCCCAUUGUCGUUCAGUCGAUUCCACCUCAUAGUGACCCUAUAGGACAGAGGAGAAUUACCCUCAUAGGGUUUCCAAGGCUGUAAACCCUUAUGGAAGCAGAGUGCCACAUCUUUAUCCUGUGGAGCGGCUGAUGUGUUCAAAUUGCCAAGCUUUGGGUUAGCAGCUGAGCGCUUAACCAUUGUGCAACCAGGACUCAAAAUCCUUGAGGAAUCCUUUAGCACAAAUAGUGGACUCAAUCAAAAACAAACAAGAUUUUAGACGCAUGUGCUGUUGUUGUUGUUAGGUGCCAUCGAGUUGGUUCUGACUCAGUGAUCCUAUUUACCAUGGAACGAAACACCGCUGGUCCUGCACCAUGCUCACAAUUGUUACGCUUGAGCCCAUUGUUGCAGCCACUGUGUGAAUCCAUCUCGUUGAGGGUCUUCUUCUUUUUCGCUGACCCUCUACUUUACCAAGCAUGAUGUCCUCCUUCUCCAGGGACUGAUCCCUCCUGACAACAUGUCAAAAGUAUGUAAGACACAGUCUCGCCUCUAAUAAUUAUUUUUCCUAUAGCUCCUCCAUAACCCUCUUCUGUCUUCUGGGCCAGGGUUGUUGAAUCUAUGUUGCAGGUUUUGCUAGUAUGUAUGAAUGACCUGAUUAGAGUUAGGACACCGCCUUUGUACCCAAAAAACUAGGGUCCCCCAUAUUACUGUUAGGUGGGUGCUAGAACCAUCUAGACGUGAUUUAAGUCUGAGUAUGCCGUAAGGUCUACCAUACAAUUCAUCUCAGCGUGAGGCAGUUUCCUAGUGGAAUUUGGAUCCGCCAUGAGAUGCCUCCACCACGUGUCUGUCAGUUUGUCGUACUGUGGUAGCUUGCAUGUUGCUGUGAUACUGGAAGCUUUGCCACCGGUAUUUCAAAUAUCAGCAGCUCACCC